Molecule: messenger RNA, 339 nt
Organism: Aspergillus heteromorphus CBS 117.55
Lineage: Eukaryota; Fungi; Ascomycota; Eurotiomycetes; Eurotiales; Aspergillaceae
Exons: 1
Coding region: 91-279 (62 amino acids)
Source: RefSeq, a predicted model, not a curated record
AUUGAUGUAGAAAAUGUCCACCGCAGUUCCUCGGCAAUCAAUCGGGUUUGGGACUGCAAAACAGAGCCCGUCCAUGAAUUCCUGUUCACUAUGGGGCUCACACCGACGGGAAAGUAUAACAAGAGGCAACUUCAGAUCGUCAUCAUCAAUAGUCUCUUGAUUGUCCUCUCCGUGACUGCAGUUCUUUUCCGGGUCUGGGCCCGGAAGCUCCAGGGCCUGAACCUCUUCAUAGAAGACUAUCUCAGUUUUGUUGCUUUGGUUAGGGAGCGCGUCCCUUAACUGUUAGAGCGCCUGGACUGACUCGUCGAUUGAUCGAUCCCUAGACAUUGUCUCUUGCCG